Molecule: messenger RNA, 884 nt
Organism: Carassius auratus (goldfish)
Lineage: Eukaryota; Metazoa; Chordata; Actinopteri; Cypriniformes; Cyprinidae
Exons: 3
Coding region: 1-606 (201 amino acids)
Source: RefSeq, a predicted model, not a curated record
AUGUCGAUGGUUCCUGUGCUGCUUGAAGGACAGCGAUAUGUCCUGACCUACAGUGGCUGGAAUAACAACCCUAAUGCCAGCCAGUUCAAGUACAUCUUUAGGAAGCUGAUGGCCCGGUGUGGGGUUGUUAAACCAUGCAGAGGCAAUGCGACGGCACAGGAUGACCCAGAGUCCCUACCAGCUGUCAUUGACACGUCUACAAGCCUGUCAGCUGUAGAUAUGUCCUCUGCAGCAGGAGGAGAAGAUCUUCCAUCCCCAUUUGCUGACAUUCCUGCCCUAGUACAUGACCACAGCUACCUUCCCAUCCGCUUUGAUGUUCUUGUGGACAACACUCUCGUGUACAUUUCAGAAUUUGUUGUGCGACGGGCUCUGAAGAAGCUGUCGUGUGAUGUCUGCCGUGCCAGCCUAGUGACAGACGCUGCAUCUGCCUUCAAGGACCAGAGCUACCACCUGCUGACCUUAAAACACAGUGAAGGUCUGGUGAUUCCAUCAGAAGGCACAGUGAGGGUCGUCAGGCCAGCAGAGUGGGUCAUCCGUCAGGCAUCAGCAAGUUCCAGACGAUCACAGCCCAUCAAACUGCUAGAGGUCAUGUACGGAAGAGGAUAGGGUCAGAGGAUGUGUUUGUGCUCGGGGAGCACAUUGGCGAAACGCAGUAUGGCAUAGACAUCCACCACCAUACGCUGUUAACAGUAGUUGUGUCCCUGUUUUUUAAUCUAAGGCUGCACCACAUCGCUAAAAUGACUAACCUUACCUUAUAGAGCAACAACAUGCGACAGAAGCUCAAUAAAACUUUCCUUUUCAAAGGGCAUUAGCCCAAGCUCUGUUAUUUGGGGUCAUUUUUUUUCCUCUCUGUCCUCCACAGUAGUGUAGAUCUCUCUACAGGG